UUGGGCAAUCUGCAACGCGCCUUUGCUUGGGUUUGUUUUGGGGGAUUUUUGAAAAGUUUUUUUUAGUUCCUGAUCUUCUCAGGUGUGACGUCGCCGCUUGGCACAAUAUAAAGGUAGUGGCCACAGGUGAAGAAAGCAGUCACCAGACAACUUUGGAAGGAUACAACAUCCGGGUACUUUGUGCAGUGUGGGGGUCUACGUGUGUUGCUCUGUUGACAUUAAUAAAAUAUGGCUGAUAAAGCAGGCCAUGCAGAGCACGAACAACACGGCAGUGGUCACUCACCAGCCUGCUGUGGUCACUCUGCCGGUGAUUCAGGAAGUGCCGGACCAAAUGGCCCUGGCUGUCUUCGUCACCAUCUUCUGUUGCUUCCCUCUGGGCAUUGGGGCCAUCAUGAAAGCUAAACGG
This is a messenger RNA of Aplysia californica (California sea hare), 406 nucleotides long. RefSeq lists its product as uncharacterized. NCBI's taxonomy places the organism in Eukaryota, Metazoa, Mollusca, Gastropoda, Aplysiida, Aplysiidae. The record is from RefSeq and is a predicted model, not a curated record. Gene Ontology annotation, cellular component: membrane.